Siniperca chuatsi (mandarin fish) is the source of this 5336-nucleotide messenger RNA. RefSeq names its product solute carrier family 44 member 5b (gene slc44a5b). NCBI's taxonomy places the organism in Eukaryota, Metazoa, Chordata, Actinopteri, Centrarchiformes, Sinipercidae. The record is from RefSeq and is a predicted model, not a curated record. Gene Ontology annotation, cellular component: membrane. Gene Ontology annotation, molecular function: transmembrane transporter activity. Bases 302 to 2437 code for a protein of 711 amino acids. Gene Ontology annotation, biological process: transmembrane transport. The transcript has 22 exons.
GGUUUGUGCUUUAAAUCGCAUCUUAACAAAGGGAAACAUGACACCCGGCAGCAGCUGCCACGGUGCUCAGCGUCCCCUUUAAGACCGUUUUGGAAUAAUUAAUGACGUCGCGCUGUAAACACGACUGACGCUCAGCUGCGUGGCCGAAGCAUCCUCCAAGAGCCCAAGACCUCUCCAGGUUCCUGUGCUUAUUUCUCGACGGGACCGCAGAAAGGCAUCAAAAUAACUGCGGUUCACCUCGACUCUCAUAUGCGGUCUCCAAAACCAAGACGUCGGUGCUGCAUCUGUCCUACGAAGUGCCAUGGCUAGAAAGACGGACAUCCCAUCCUCUUUCUAUGGUGAGCCUCGCAAGUUUGACCCAAACUUCAGAGGGCCUGUUCAUAACAGGAGCUGCACUGAUGUGGUUUGCUGUGUUAUCUUCAUCAUUGUCAUCCUCGGCUACAUCGCUCUGGGUACCGUGGCCUGGAUUCAUGGUGACCCCAGGAAGGUCGUCUAUCCAACCGACAGCCACGGCCAUUUCUGUGGCCACCAGAACACCCCCAAUGCAAACAAAGCCAUAUUAUUCUACUUCAACAUGUUGAAAUGUGCCAAUCCUGCAGUUUUAAUUAACCUCCAGUGCCCUACAACCCAGCUCUGUGUCUCCAAGUGCCCGGACAGAUUUGCCACUCUCCUGGAUGCGUGGAAUACCAACAACUGGGAAUAUUACAAGCAAUUCUGCAAGCCGGGCUUUGAGAUUGGCAGUAAGUCAGUUGCAGAAGUCAUACAAGAUGAAGACUGCCCAUCUAUGAUCGUGCCAAGCAGACCUUUCCUCCAGCGGUGCUUCCCAGAUUUCAUUACAAGAAAUGGAAUUUUAACUGUAGCCAAUCAGACCAUCUUCAAAGACGGUGACAAUAACAAGAGAAGUGUCAGCGACCUCAAAGAUGCUGCCAAAAGUCUCGCCAGUCUGCUGAAUGCCAAUGAAGUUGGCAUGAAGAUCUUUGAGGAUUAUGCAAAUUCCUGGGACUGGAUCCUCAUUGGUCUGUUAAUAACCAUGGUGGUCAGUCUGCUCUUCAUCCUGCUGCUGCGCUACACCGCUGGUGUGCUCCUGUGGCUCAUUAUCUUUGGGGUAAUCGCUGCGGUCGGAUUCGGUAUCUGGCACUGCUACUGGGAAUACAGUACUCUGAGCAGGAAGCCUGGCACUAACAUCACCAUGUCUGAUAUCGGCUUCCACACAGACUUAAGCAUUUACCUUCAGCUCAGCCAAACGUGGCUCAUCUUCAUGAUCUUACUUUCUGUGAUUGAGGCCAUCAUUGUGAUCAUGCUGAUAUUUCUGAGGAUGAGGCUGCGCAUCGCUAUUGCAUUACUGAAGGAGGGAAGCAAGGCCAUCAGCUACAUCAUGUCCACUCUCUUUUACCCUAUCGUCACUUUUUUCCUUCUGGCCAUCUGCAUCGCUUACUGGGCCGUCACAGCAGUCUUCUUAGCAUCUUCUGGUAAUGCAGUCUACAAGGUCACGCCUACUGAUGAUAAAUGCAUGUAUGCCAACCUCACAUGCAGUCCAAUGACUUUCAGUCAGACCAAUAUUACCCAAGUGUGCCCCGGGUCACAAUGUAUGUUUGCCUUCUACGGUGGGGAGAGUGUGUACCACCGCUAUAUCUUAGUCCUCCAUCUGUGUAACCUGUUCGUGUUCCUCUGGCUGGUCAACUUUACCAUCGCGCUGGGCCAGUGCACCCUGGCCGGGGCCUUUGCGUCCUACUACUGGGCUCUGAAGAAACCAAACGACAUUCCUGCCUGCCCCCUCUACUCCUCUUUUAGCAGAGCCAUACGUUACCACACAGGUUCUCUUGCCUUUGGUUCUCUGAUCCUCGCUGUGGUGCAGGUGGUCCGAAUUGUUCUUGAGUACCUGGAUCACAAACUGAAAGGUUCUCAAAAUGCAUGCGCUCGAUUCCUGCUUUGCUGCCUCAAAUGCUGCUUCUGGUGCCUGGAACAUUUCAUCAAGUUUUUAAACAGAAAUGCAUACAUCAUGAUAGCAAUAUAUGGGAAGAACUUCUGCACCUCCUCCAAGGAUGCUUUCUUCCUCUUGAUGAGGAAUGUUCUUCGGGUGGCUGUCCUGGACAAGGUGACAGACUUUCUGCUCUUCUUGGGAAAACUGCUUAUUUCAGGAAGUGUCGGUGUUCUUGCAUUUUUCUUCUUCACACGUAAAAUACCAUUACUAGUCAUUCAAGAGGAAGUGCCAUCCAUAAAUUACUGCUGGGUACCCCUUCUGACGGUGAUAUUUGGAUCCUACAUGAUUGCACAUGGCUUUUUUAACGUCUAUGCCAUGUGUGUGGACACAUUGUUCCUGUGCUUUUUGUGGGAUCUGGAGGUGAACGACGGCUCUCCUAACCGGCCCUUCUACAUGAACAAAACCUUAGGGAGCAUCCUCAACAAGAAGAACAUCAAGACAGCGGGCAGGACAUAGAGAGAAGACGAAAGGUGGGGGAAGGAGAAAGACUGAGGAUCAUUUACCAAAGCAUGGUACAAGCCCAUGUAGCAAUAAGCAUUUUGGCAAAUAUAAUAUAAGUGUACACAAGUUGCAACUGUACACUAUAAUGGACAAACUGUAGAUAAGCAACUCUAAUAAUUAGAUUCACCCACACGCUCAUAAUUUAUGGGCUUGAUAGUUCUUUGGUAUUUAUAGCUAACUCCAGAGGUCAGUUUGUCUAAAAAGAAACAAGUCUUCUUGUAUUGGAUGGUGUACAAAGUCCCACAAUCUUGUAAAUAUUUUUUCAAAUUUUAUAGUUAUAACUAAAAUAUGUUUCUUUGUAUAUGUAUUAUAGCCACAGUCGUACUACACAGCAAGUUCCUAUUGGAACAAGUGAUUUCUUUCUUUCAUGAGAUUGUGAUAAACAUCAGCUGUUUUUGUUCUUAAUCUUUUGUAAUAGCCAGUUUUCACCACUUGGUGGAGCCAGUCAUUAACAAACAUCUUCCAUGUAUUGUUGCUGAGGCGUAAAUGCUCUGCUGAUUGAGCUAGUUUUUCCAUGAAAUGGUCUAACGUUAGCUCAUCCGUGUAUUGGCUUAUCAAUUUAUCUUGUUUUCUCACAUUGAGAAACAUAUUCACCACUUAGUGUCCACUGUUUUCAUAUUUAACUGUCAAGGACAUAAUGGCAUAGCAAAGUGAGCAUCAUCAUCAAAGUGCUUCACAGCGAGUCUUUUUCUUAGAAUUGCCACACUGAGUAUUUAAUUGCAUCUUGCAGCUACAUAGCUUAAAUUUGAAGAUGCUUUUGAAAAAAUUAUUUGUUAAAGGGAUAGUCAGCAGCCAGUAAUGGAGGUUCUUGUCUUUUCCAAGUGUUAGUGAUAGGAAUGAAAGGUGAAGUAGGUUGUUCUGUGUUUAGUGGUUUGGAAGAGCGUCACAUAAGUCACAGAUUUAUUCUCAGCAGCAACCUGUUAGUCCAACCGGCAAAUAACGCAGACUCUCUAUCUGUUACACAUGGUGCUGUUUCUUUUUUCAUUUCUAACCUGCUGCUGAUAUGGGCACAUGUAUGUGUGAUUCAGAGGGCAAAGCAAUGAAACCGAUCCCAAGGAUUAUAACCAUUACAAUGUGUGAUGUAACCAACCAACUCCUGUUGGUUUUAAAGGUGGCUGUAAAAAGUGGUUUCCUUUACAGAGAACUGUGGCUUUUCGCAUCCUAAAUAAAUAUCAGAAUGUCCUCAGAAACUUCUCAAGUUUACACCUGCAGUAUAAUCCACUUCUCUGCUGUCCCAUUUGUAUGCUUUGUAUGUUUCAACUACACCUGCAUGAGCUACGAACAGAAGCAGUGUAUUAAGCCGUUCCAACAAAGAAGUGUCUCAAACAGACGGAACACACGGAUGGAGGGCAGAGAAGUUUCUCUAAACUACUGGAGAAGUUUCUAUAAUUAUUUUGAGAUUUUUUUUAAGGUAGUAUAAACUACCGCUGUACUCUGCGAAGGAUGAAGCUUCAACCCCACAGAUUCUGGAUAGACUAACACCUUAAUUCUGAAGAUUAUCCAACAAAACACAAGAGCAACAUUUCUUGUUGGAGUUAUGAACCUCAUUGGAAACAGUGUUAAAUCUUUUUGUAACUACGGGUCCUCUCGUUGAUCCAAAGUGGGGCUGGUCCCACAUAGUAUUAUUGAGUUUUUAAGGUAUUAGUCAAAUAGAACUUUUUUUGUUAAUCAGAUUGAAUUUAUGAUUUUACUUACCAUAUAUUUUGCAUUGGUUGCUUCCUGAAGUAUAAGCACAUUUCUGGCAUCAGACAAAACAACUGAUGUCAAGGUCAGCUGGCAUGAGUGUUUGUAUUACCGGUGAGCCAGUAAUGUUGCGUCUGUUUAAUGGAAUAUUUGAUUAGUUGAUGAAAUCCUGUGAGGUGCAGCUGAAGUCCAUUAUUGUUUUUGUCUUGAAGCCAGAAUCCAGGAAAUGCUUGAAGAAUUUCUUUUAGUUCAUCCCAGUUUGGGUAUCACCAGGCUGUUGGCACAGUAACGUGACGGAUGAAAUAAAUGAGUGACACGGCUGUUGGCAGUUUCACACACUGUGUCCUUGUAUGUUACAGAUGUCAAACUUCUGGUGAGGUCUUCUUUUUUCUUAAAAGUGUUCAUGCAUCACUUGGAAUGAUGCUCACCUUUAGAUCUUUGAGAUGUGACUCAUGCUUGUGAGUCUUUGUAUCGUGUUUGUCAGACCUGAGAAUCUGCCCUCAGAGUGACAGCACUGCCAGACUUACACACCUUAUACCCCCAUUUGAGCUGAACAUGCUGGGACACGUAUAAUGUAACCAUUCAAUAUAAGCACAACAACAUUGCUUGUGUAUCUGAAAGGAGAUCAAUGAUGCAUGUAGUGCUCAGAGUGGCAUAUUACGCAUGCAGCGUGAUGUUAUUCCUUUUUUUAAAUACUGAAUAACUACUAUACUCCCAGUGUAUUUUGUAUCUUUAUGUGCAUGCAGCUCAGGUUUAGCUUCAUCCCAUGAGGGUGAGUGAUCUGAUAAGUGAAGUAAAAACUGUGUUUUUAGAUGCCUCCUCCUCCCUCCCAUGUCUGGAAAUUAGAUUCUUUUGGUAAACCACAGUCAACAAGCAGACACAAGUAAAACUUCUCUCUUGGUUAGAAUGUGCGUCAGGUUUCUUACCGUAAACUCUUAAAAGUCAAACUCCGAAGAUGCACUGCUCUAACCUGUCAAUACGCCAAAUAGUUUUAUUUAUUGUGGCUCAUUUGUGCAGAAAGCUGACAGUAAAAAUCACUCUGUCAUAUAUUUAUUUAUACAGUAAAGGUUGCAUGUGUUUUAAUAGAAUGUAUUGCCUGUGUGUAUGUUCAUCAUUCAAAUAUAGAUGUGUUACUUCUAUUUUUAUCAAUAAAUUUUUUUUGUACUAUGCA